GAUAUUGACCUUGGAACAGAAUUCUUUAUAUGGCAACAGUCAACACUUGUCAAACCCUAGUACGUUGUUUGUCAAGUCGUGUCAAUUUUCGGAAUAACAAACGGUUAUCUUGCGUUAUUAUGUCGAAACCCAUAAAAAGUUCAGCUAGGAGGUUAAUUUAUACAAUGAUGUGUAAAUUUAAAGCAAAACAAGAAGAGCGAGCCUCUGCCUUUCGCGAGAAAGAACGAUAUUUCCAUGAAAUAAUGGCUGCCACAGAGAGGAUAAGAGAUAAAGCCGAUGACAGCAGCUUAAAUGAGUUGAAUGAUAUUAAUAAUGCUGUGAAGAGUUUACAACAACUAGAGGAAAAUAGUCGGCUCAAAACGGAAAUUCAAUUUGUGCAAGAAAUUUCUGCAAUGACAGAUGUUGGUACAGCUACUAUCAAAAGAAUAAAAAAAGAAGGACAGUCAAAUGCAGGUGUUUGGAAUACUCCCGGGAAAAAGCGUCCACAUAAACCAACAGUUGCCAAUUUGGAUAGUUUUGACAUUAACGCGAUCAGGCAGAAGAUCAAUGAAUACUACACAGUGAAGAAACAGGUGCCUACUUUACGUACCUUGUUAACAGAUUUAAGAGAGAGCAUAGGAUUUACCGGAUGUCGUGAAACGUUGCGCAAAAUUUUAUUAUCCAAUGGCUUUGAGUUCAAAAAAAAUAUAAACGAACGUAGUAUAAUCAUGGAGAGAUAUGACAUAGCAGCAUGGAGGCACAGAUUUUUGAGAGCCAUUAGUAAAUACCGCCAGCAAGAAAAGCCGUUAAUUUAUUUGGAUGAAACAUAUAUUCAUCAAAAUUAUAGGCCAAAAAAAUCAUGGCAAGGUCCAUCUACUAGCGGCGUGAUUGAAAAAAUUUCCCCAGGAAAACGUUUCAUUAUUGUACAUGCCGGGUCCGAAAAAGGAUUUGUGCCUAAUGCCCUCUUGGUUUUUAGCACAAAAUCUAUGUCAGCUGAUUAUCAUCACGACAUGAACCGACAGAACUUUUUAAAAUGGCUGCAAGAGAAAUUAAUCCCUAAUUUAAGGGAACCAAGUGUAAUAAUAAUGGAUAACGCAAGUUAUCAUUCAACUCAGGUAAAUAAACCACCCACAAUGCAUCAGAGAAAGGCAGAAAUUCAAGAUUGGCUCACUACCAAUGGAAUUGAUUAUGAAACUUACAUGUCGAAGGAAGAGCUGAUGUGUCUGGUGGACAAAUACAAGCCCGACCCAAAAUAUGAGGUCGACGAAAUUUUAAAAGAAAAUGGACAUGAAGUUCUACGGUUGCCCCCAUACCAUUGUGACCUUAACGCCAUUGAACAAAUAUGGAGUUUAGCUAAAAGGAAAGUUGGUAGCAAAAAUAUGGGUCUCAGUGUAAAAGAAGUGGAAAAAGCGAUUUCGACGGAAUUUGGGACGGUAACUCCAGAGGACUGGAAAAAAUGCACUGAUCAUGUACUGCACGUGGAACAAAAAUAUAUAGAACGAGAUGGAAUCGUCACAACAUUAGAACCAUUCAUUAUAAAUGUAACCAGUGACAGGGACUCAAGCAGUGAGUCUGAGGAGCCAGUUGAGUUUUUGGAAUCUGAUUUUGACUAUGAUAGUUAGUUAUAGGUAGAAUAGUUCUAGAUUAGUUCAGUUCACAGCAAGGCCUGUUCACUUCCUAAGAAAGUUAUGUCCCCAAAUAGUUUUAUAAUGAAUAUUUGCUUCCAACUGUCUUUAUCAAUGUUCAUAAAAUAUAUGGAGGGUAGGUAAGUCUACCCACCAUAAUAAAAAAAUAUAUUUGUUAAUUACUCUGUCCAACUGCUGUGGUUAAAGUUCAUAACGAAAAUUUUAUUUAUUAAAUCUUUAUUUGUAUUAUACUGAAAACUUUGUGAAUGCGCUUUAUUAAUUUCUAUUUUUUUAUUAAGCUGUCAGAGUUUAAUUUUCAGUGUAUAUUUCUAUAUGUACGAGUAAAACAUUGUUUAAUAAAUAAAAUAAUACAAUGUUAUAAACAUAAAAUUGCCUUGAGAUUGAUUAUCUAGUAACUUUUUAA
Molecule: messenger RNA, 2028 nt
Organism: Cydia fagiglandana
Lineage: Eukaryota; Metazoa; Arthropoda; Insecta; Lepidoptera; Tortricidae
Exons: 3
Coding region: 30-1601 (523 amino acids)
Molecular function (GO): nucleic acid binding
Source: RefSeq, a predicted model, not a curated record